AGGGUUGAUUGGAGUGGCAUUGACUCGCGUACAAAAGCAUAUGAUGAUCCAAUCAAGACAAAAGGACGCAAGUGCGUGCUGCUCACUCUCCAAUGAAUGAUGAUUUCGAAACGGUGACGUUGGAGCGUGUGACACACACUCUGAUUGAGGCAUUGUGAAAGGUAUUAGAAAAUGUGCUUGGGAAAGAAGGCUAAAAAUAAAAUCGAAGUUAAUAGUGAGAGUGUCAGAAGUUAGAGGAAAGUGAACGUGCAGCAUUUGGGCACAGAUCUGGAUCCGCUCAAAUCACCCAAACCAAUUCCCCAACACAUCAACACUCCCACUUGUUGCUGCGCCUUCCACAUAGAGUGAGUUUUUGAGCAGUGAGUGAGAGAAAGAAAAAGGAAAAGGAAAUAUAGGGAUAUAGAUACAAGACAGACAGGAUAUAGUAUUAUUAUAGAGAGAGAAAGGUCUUCACUUGACUGUGCUCAGAACACCAUAAAAACAUUGCAGGAGCUAGUGGUGAAGUAAUUGAUGGUUGUUCUGUUGCUCCUGCAACUUCUUGCAUGUUCAUCUGCUUUGUGUGUGGUAUGGGCUUUAUUUUAGUGAAGAUUGACCACUACUGUGUGUGCGGCCAAGAGGAAUAACUAAGUUAUCCUUUCAUGGGAAUGGGUGCUCUCCGUUAGUCUCCUUUUUAAUCUACCACACGAGAGUACUCCUUUUGCACUUCGCUUUCUUGAUUUUCCUUUCUCUUUUUUUUCUUUAACUUGCUUUUAUUGGGCUUGGCAGGAAUAUGAGAAAAAAACACAACACUUUGCUCCACUCAUCUCUGGUUUGGUAGGUAAAGCUUGUGUGUGGGUGAGAAAGAAACUUUACUUGUAGUAGGGGCAGAAAGAUAGAGAGAGAAAGAGACAAAGAGAAUAUAGAGAAACACACACUCACCUCACCAACAGGAAAAACAAAAGUUAAGGAGUCUUUUAGGGAUUGCGUGGUGGUUUGUUUGUGGAAACUAAAGAGAGUAUUGCUUUCUAAGCAUGGAUGGUUAUGAAGCUACAAGGAUUGUGUUUUCAAGGAUCCAAAACUUGGACCCUGAAAAUGCUUCAAAAAUAAUGGGUCUACUUCUGAUUCAAGAUCAUGGUGAGAAAGAAAUGAUUAGAUUAGCCUUUGGUUCAGAAGCCUUGGUUCACUCAGUGAUUUUCAAAGCACGCAAGGAGUUGGGGUUGUUGCCUUUGAACUCUCACUGUCACUCUCCUUGUACACCCUCCACACCUUCAUCUGCAUCCCCUUUCCUUUCCACCAACCCUGUACCUAUUUCAAGGCAAAAUUCCAACACUUCAAGGGUCAUAAACAGUGGUAUGACACUUCCACCUACACUCAGUAUUCCAAAGCCUUCUACUACUUCAGCUUCAUGGGCUAGUACUCUAUCUGAACUUCAAAACCCUGAUGAUAGUUUGAUGAGCCCCAGCAACUUGGUUGUUGGAUCUUCUACUUCCAUGAACACUUCAUCUUUCUAUGGAAAUGGAGGGUGUGAUCCAGUGGAUGAGUAUCAACUUCAAGACCAGCUCUCUUUCUUAUAUGAAGGGUCACCCUCCCUUGUUUCAAAGAACUCAGAUUUAUUCUACUCUCAGCCAGAGUUAUCUUCUAGUCCUACUAAUGGUGGUGACCCUUCUCUCUUUCCAUCGUAUGGGUGGGGAGGGUCACUUCAUCGUAGGAGUUGUUCAGUCAAUGAUGCUUGUUUAGGGUCUGAGGACCCAAAUUCUGGAUUGGGGUGGAAGCCUUGCCUUUACUUUGCAAGAGGAUACUGCAAAAAUGGGACUAGUUGUAGGUUCCUUCAUGGAGGAGGAAUUGGAGACGCUGAGGGUGCUGCAAUGGUUGGGUCUCCUAGUAAGUUCGAAAUGAUGGACCAGUGUCAUGAACUCCUCAGAUCUAAGAGUGUUCAGCAGCAAAGAUUGGUUGCUGCUUCUCAACUCAUGGCAUCUUCUUCUUUUCCAUACUCACCAAAGUGCAUGAAUUUACUGCUGCAGCAACAAAGUGAUACCCAGAGAGCUGCUGCUGCAGCUGCUCUUAUGAUGAAUGAGGAUUUACAUAAAUUUGGACGAUCUAGGCUAGAAAGGAGUGAUUUUUCUUUGAACAGUCCUGGAAUGGUUAACCCAGCUUCUAGGCAGAUCUACUUGACCUUCCCAGCAGAUAGCACUUUCAGAGAGGAAGAUGUUUCAAACUACUUUAGCAUUUAUGGGCCUGUUCAAGAUGUGAGGAUCCCAUAUCAGCAAAAACGGAUGUUUGGAUUUGUCACCUUUGUUUAUCCUGAGACAGUGAAGCUCAUUUUGUCUAAAGGAAACCCUCAUUUUGUUUGUGAUGCUCGAGUGCUUGUUAAGCCUUACAAGGAGAAGGGCAAAGUACCUGACAAGUACAGAAAGCAGCAGCAGCAGCAAAUUGAUAGGGGUGAUUUCUCACCUUGUGGCACACCUACUGGACUCGAUGCUAGAGAUCCAUUUGAUCUCCAAGUUGGUGGGAGAAUGUACUACAAUGCUCAAGAUAUGCUGUGGAGGAGGAAGCUAGAGGAACAAGCUGACUUUCAACAAGCCCUUGAGCUCCAAAGUAGAAGGCUUAUGGGUCUACAACUUAUUGACAUAAAAAAGCAACACCAUCGUGCACUUUCCACAGGAAGUCCAAUUCCUUCUCCCACCCACUCUCCUAACCUUUUCAAUCAAAAUCUUGGUCUUUCAUCCUUUCCCAGCAGCAGCUCAGAGAGUCAAGAGGAGAGUGGUUCAGGUUCUGCUCCCACAACCACUGCAUCAAUUCCUGUUGAUGUCAACAUUUAUACGGGCAAGGAAGUUGCAGCAGUCAAUGGAGAGAAUGGAAACAAUGGCAAUGGCAAGCAGAACUCAAGUCACGAAGAUCUUGAAUUACAAGAAUGCUUGGAGCAUAAUCUCCCUGAUAGCCCUUUUGCUUCCCCAACAAAGGCUAUUGGAGACUACAUGGCUGCCUUCACCAAUGGACCUAAUGAGGCCAUUGAUUCAGAUGCCUCGGCUGCAUCUGCCAAAACUAAAUUUAGUACUAGCACUUUACUUCCAACUGCAUCUGCUCUUGACAUGGGCACCUUCAAAUCCUUUAACUGCCAAAUACCAAGGUUCUCUUCCGGUGGAUCCAUCGGAAUGUUUGCUGGCACCGGUGGGCCAAUUGGUAUUUAGAAUUUAGUUUCUUUUGGUUCAGGAAGAGAACCAUGACUAAUCAAUCCCUGGACAUGAAACAUAUCUUGUAGAGAAUCACCACCAUUGCGGCCAUCACCAUCAAUCAUCAAUACUAUACUACUUACUACCAUACAAAAUGCAUACUUAAAAAGCAGUUCAGUAAAGGAAGUGGGACAGCCAUUCGCUUUCUUUUGUUAUCAUUAUUGUACGAUUUUCACUUCUCAAUUUCUGUAGUAAGGUGAACCACAGGUAAAAAAAAAAGAAAAAAGAGAAUUAAAAAUAGCACAGAAUCAAGUGUCAAUGUGUAGUAGUAACACCUGUCACUGUAAUACCCCUCCCCCCUUCUCUUCAUUUACCCAUGUUGGAUGUAUUAGUGGUGUUCUAUGUUUAGAGGGAUAAUUUUGUCUUUGUACAGCUGAAGCACAACAUAGCAGAAGCAUGCAGAGGAAGAAGUGGUAAAAGGAAGAAGAGUUUUAUAACUACAUGGCUGUUUCAAAUUCAAAUAUGAUAAGUAAUUGAAAUUUGAAGACAAGGAGUGAAGAGGGGGAAAGGUAUAUUUAUUAUUAGUCUUUGGUGGGUUAUUGAAGUUCAAAAAGGAGAUUUUCUAGCUCUAUUUUGUGUUUUAGCAGUGUCUGUACUCCUUAUUUAGUUGUUAUACACAGUUACCAACCCCCUAGAAUUAUCAGACAGAGAAGAGAAAGAUUUAGAAAGAAAAAGCAGAAAGCAAAAGUGAGUUUAAGACUAAUUGGACACUUUUCUUGGCUAUCUUUAUUUUAUUUUAAUUUUUUGGGCUCCUCUGCUGUGCUUGUUCUGAAUUUUAAAGGAGAAUUUGUCUUUGUUCCUGCAAUUAUUAAUUUGCAAAUUGGUGGGUAGUGGGGUCUGUCUUUAUUUUUUGCCAUUAUUGAAGGGGGAAAUAAGGCAGGUCCACAAUGCACACACCCAUCACAUGGGGUUGCUGACACUGCAAGUGGGCCUCUCUCGUUUAUAAAACGCCAGGCUAUGUGUGGGUUCCACCCACCAAUACCCACCCCAUGUGAGUGAUACCCACUUUCUCUCUCUUGGAUAUGUAUCAUCUCUCGCUGCCCCUCUUGUUUCUCUUACUGACAGGAAAGGACAUGCAAAAAUCUAUUUAAAAGUCGAUGUAGAUGCCCACAC
This is a messenger RNA of Abrus precatorius (Indian licorice), 4322 nucleotides long. RefSeq names its product zinc finger CCCH domain-containing protein 53-like. NCBI's taxonomy places the organism in Eukaryota, Viridiplantae, Streptophyta, Magnoliopsida, Fabales, Fabaceae. The transcript has 10 exons. Gene Ontology annotation, molecular function: RNA binding; metal ion binding. Bases 1011 to 3167 code for a protein of 718 amino acids. The record is from RefSeq and is a predicted model, not a curated record.